Molecule: messenger RNA, 279 nt
Organism: Pyricularia pennisetigena
Lineage: Eukaryota; Fungi; Ascomycota; Sordariomycetes; Magnaporthales; Pyriculariaceae
Exons: 3
Coding region: 1-279 (92 amino acids)
Biological process (GO): proton motive force-driven ATP synthesis
Molecular function (GO): proton transmembrane transporter activity
Source: RefSeq, a predicted model, not a curated record
AUGUCUGCCGUCUCAGGAAAGAACGUUCUUAGAUACACGGCGUUGGGUUUGGGAGUCUUCUACGGCUUUACACACCAGAGGAAGAUCAACGCGGACCACAAGGCCGCCGCCGCCCGUCACGAGUAUGAGCACAAGCAAAAGUUAAUACAGCAGGCCAAGGCCGAGUACGCCAGGCUCCACGACAAGAGCGGCUCUAAGAACGACAGCCGGAAAUCCGACCCAAUGGACCCGAACUUUGACCUCGAGUCGUAUUUCACUGGAGUUAUUGGCAAGGCAUAG